This is a messenger RNA of Pochonia chlamydosporia 170, 810 nucleotides long. RefSeq lists its product as hypothetical. Lineage: Eukaryota; Fungi; Ascomycota; Sordariomycetes; Hypocreales; Clavicipitaceae. Gene Ontology annotation, biological process: regulation of DNA-templated transcription. The transcript is spliced from 2 exons. The record is from RefSeq and is a predicted model, not a curated record. The coding region runs from base 1 to 810 and encodes 269 amino acids. Gene Ontology annotation, molecular function: DNA-binding transcription factor activity.
AUGCCGUCUCCUCCUUCAGCAAAUUAUGAUCUCCGAGGUAGAGCUGCCCGGCCAAGAGUUCCUCGGUCAGUAUCUACCUUGACGCCAGCUCAGUUGGAUAGAAAACGAGCCCAGGAUCGCCUCUCUCAGAGAGCCACGAGGGCAAGAACUCGUGACCAUAUAUCUCGACUUGAGCGCGAAAUCCACCAACUGCGAGUUACCAUGGCUGCCGAGUCUAGCGGCUUUGAUACCAGGAUUCUAGAAGAGCUACACCUUCGAAACCAGGCUCUCGCCGAGGAAGUCGCUCGCCUUCAGCAACUCGCUGCCACUGAGCCGGCACCGGCUUACAGGUAUGUACCCGUGGAACAAGAACCAGAUCCAACACAGGCGCUUCAGUCUCCUCCCGCUGAGUGGCUUGGUAUACAGAUUCCAUCGCAGUCGCACUCACAGCUGCAUACGGAACUACACUCGCCUGGAGCUUGUGCCUGUCGCGCCUUGGACUAUGCGCUUCCCACGGAACACUCGGCAGAGCCCGAAGCGCCACGGCAAGGCAACCACAUGGAUCCCAUAGCAGUGGAAAGGCAGCCGGGAUGGAUAGCCUCAGAAUCAUGGACCAAUGACAUGUUGAGUUUUGGCGUAGACAGUGGCAGUACGGCGUCACAGACCUCGCAACACCAUCGAGGCUCUGACGAUGUUGAUGUACAGCAGCAGCCGGCGUCGUGGCAUGCACCCACAUGUCAGGGACACUGUAAUGGGCAGCCAGGUGGUGAUUUUCUCUCUCCGGAUGAGCUGGAGCACGUUGGCUUGGGAUUAAGUUGGGAAGGUGUCUGA